UGAAACCUCAGUGUUGACUUCAGAAAGACUGUGAUCAUUUGCAAAAAGAAGUUGCCCUCUUUCCAUGGCAGAUGUUUAAACUUGCCUCCCUAAGGGUCAAGAAAAACACCACCUCAUGGAACGGGAUUGGGCCAACCAGACCCAAGCCGGCGCCAUCCUGGGGCACCUGCUGGGGGACCACAUGGAGGGAAGAAACAGCAGCAACUCCACCAGGGCCCUGAAGCUUUCAGAUGGGACCAGCGCCACUUGGUAUAUCCUCACCAUCUUUGGCGUCUAUGGGCUGAUUUUCCUCUUCCGAUUGGCCAGCAACAUCCUCAGAAAGAAUGAAAAGUCCUUGGAAGACAUUUAUUACUCCAAUCUGACAUUUGAACUUGAAAAGAAAGGGCUCCAGAGCAAGGCAGCCAGAUGCUCUUCACUGACCAUUAGCAACAGAGCUGUCCUGCGGCCCAACCAGGCCAGCCCGGAGACAAAGGGUGGGAACAGCAGCCCCCACGCUGAAAUCCAAGAGAUCCCUUGA
This is a messenger RNA of Bubalus bubalis (water buffalo), 517 nucleotides long. It is a transcript of the gene SMIM34, whose product is annotated as small integral membrane protein 34. The record is from RefSeq and is a predicted model, not a curated record. The transcript has 2 exons. Lineage: Eukaryota; Metazoa; Chordata; Mammalia; Artiodactyla; Bovidae. The coding region runs from base 116 to 517 and encodes 133 amino acids.